Psammomys obesus (fat sand rat) is the source of this 1926-nucleotide messenger RNA. RefSeq names its product CDK5 regulatory subunit associated protein 3 (gene Cdk5rap3). Gene Ontology annotation, biological process: regulation of cyclin-dependent protein serine/threonine kinase activity; regulation of mitotic cell cycle. NCBI's taxonomy places the organism in Eukaryota, Metazoa, Chordata, Mammalia, Rodentia, Muridae. Bases 126 to 1634 code for a protein of 502 amino acids. The transcript has 14 exons. The record is from RefSeq and is a predicted model, not a curated record. Gene Ontology annotation, cellular component: endomembrane system.
CGCCGAAGGCGACGACGUGGCGGAAGGAGGCCGGUCUGUAGCUCAACUGAGGCUCACGCACAGGGACUCAGGAUUGGUGCUGGGCUGGGCCGGGGUCUCCGGCCGGAAGCGGAAGUGGAGAAAGGAUGCAGGACCAUCAGCACGUGCCCAUCGACAUCCAGACCAGCAAGCUGCUCGAUUGGCUGGUGGACAGAAGACACUGCAGCCUGAAAUGGCAAAGCCUGGUACUGACCAUCCGGGAGAAGAUCAACGCUGCCAUCCAGGACAUGCCAGAGAGCCAGGAGAUUGCCCAGCUGCUCUCUGGAUCCUACAUUCAUUACUUCCACUGCCUAAGAAUAGUGGACAUUCUUAAGGGGACCGAGGCCUCCACCAAAAAUAUCUUUGGCCGCUACUCUUCACAGCGGAUGAAGGACUGGCAGGAGAUCAUAGGCCUGUACGAGAAGGACAACACCUACUUGGUGGAACUCUCCAGCCUUCUGGUUCGGAAUGUCAACUACGAGAUCCCCUCGCUGAAGAAGCAGAUUGCCAAGUGCCAGCAGCUGCAACAGGAAUACAGCCGCAAGGAGGAAGAGGGCCAGGCGGGGGCCGCUGAGAUGCGGGAGCAGUUCUACCACUCGUGCAAGCAGUACGGCAUCACGGGUGACAAUGUCAGAAGAGAGCUCCUGGCCCUGGUGAAGGACCUGCCAAGUCAGCUGGCUGAGAUAGGGACGGGAGCCCGGGCCCUGGGGGAAGCCAUCGACCUGUACCAGGCUUGUGUGGAGUUUGUAUGUGACAGCCCCGCAGAGCAGGUGUUGCCCAUGCUGCGGUACGUGCAGAAGCGGGGAAACUCAACGGUGUAUGAGUGGAGGACGGGGACGGAGCCCUCUGUGGUGGAGCGGCCACAGCUGGAGGAACCUCCUGAGCAGGUGCAGGAAGAUGAGAUCGACUGGGGUGACUUUGGGGUGGAGGCCGUUUCUGACUCUGGCGUCUCUGCCGAGAGCCCUGGAAUAGACUGGGGUAUCUCCCUGGAAUCAGACUGCAAGGAUGCUGGGGGUGACAGGAUAGACUGGGGCGACAACACUGCUGCUACGGGGAUCACCGUGCUGGAGACAGGGACCGAGGCUCCAGAGGGUGUUGCUAGGGGCUCUGAUGCCCUGACUCUUCUUGAAUACCCCGAGACCCGGAAUCAGUUCAUUGAUGAGCUCAUGGAGCUUGAGAUCUUCUUGUCCCAAAGAGCGGUAGAGAUGAGUGAGGAGGCCGACAUCCUGUCCGUGAGCCAGUUCCAGCUGGCUCCUGCUAUCCUUCAGGGCCAGACCAAAGAGAAGAUGCUCAGCCUGGUGUCCACACUGCAGCAUCUGACUGGCCGGCUCACCAGUCUCCGAAUGCAGCACCUUUUUAUGAUUCUGGCCUCACCGAGGUAUGUGGACCGAGUGACGGAGUUCCUCCAGCAAAAGCUGAAGCAGUCACAGCUGUUGGCUUUGAAGAAAGAACUGAUGGUGGAGAAGCAGCAGGAGGCACUUCAGGAGCAGGCCGCUCUGGAACCCAAGCUGGACCUGCUGCUGGAGAAGACCCGAGAACUGCAGAAGCUGAUUGAAGCUGACAUCUCCAAGAGGUACAGCGGCCGUCCCGUGAACCUGAUGGGGACCUCUCUGUGACACACUCCCCCUGUGUCUUCUGCCCUGCUUCCUGGCCUGCAAGUGGAGGUGGAACAACCUGGGCUUGUCACUAGGCCUCACCAGCAAGAAGCCAGGCAGACCUGGGGACACAGCCGUGAGCAGGAGUGUCCCCAGAAUGGAGGAGACACUGGCACUCACAGUGAUCUCUGCAAGAAGCUGUCUUGAGUGGUUCCCUGGCCUGUGGCUCAGUGGCCUGUCAGCCUGAAGCCACAGCUUCUCCUUCUAGUUAUCAAGUAAGGCUUAAUUAAAAAAAAAAAAAAAAAAAAGGAGA